CAGAGAGGUGUGAACUACUUAUCAGUCCAACAGAUAAUUUUUAUUGAUUAUAAAAAAAAAUCUUUAGUUAUAAAUAACACAUGUAAUUGUUUCCUCAUAGUACAGUGCCAUUUAGUACUACACAGGCUAAAAUUUUUGUUAAUAUACUCAUUUCAAAUCCCAACUUAAACAUUUUACAUAAUUGAUCUCCAAUGUUUCAAAAGAUACUUUGUGUUGGUUUAAAUUGCUUUGAUAUAAUUCAAAUUUGCAACAGUUAUCCCAUUGAAGAUUCUGAGCAAAGAUCAAUUGAAUAUCGAAUGCAGAGAGGUGGAAAUGCAUCCAACAGCUCUACAGUACUCUCAUUAUUAGGAAGCACCUGUGAGUUCAUGGGGACACUAUCGAAGAAAACAUUUUGGGAAUUUAUUCAGAAAGAUUUUGAAAAGUAUUGCAUUGAUAUUAGUGGAUGUAAAAUAUACUAUGAAUCUCAAUUUCCAGUUUCGACUAUCAUUAUCAAUUCUCAAAAUGGUAGUCGAACAAUAGUUCAUUCAAAUAAGGAUUUACCUGAACUUGAUUAUGAACAUUUCAAGAACAUUGACUUGACAAAUUAUUCUUGGAUACAUUUUGAAGGACGUAAUGUAUCUGAGGUUUCAAAAAUGAUGCUAAGUGUUAAUGAUUAUAAAAAUGUAAGUGAACUUCCUAUCACCGUAUCAGUAGAACUGGAAAAGAGAAAGGAAUCACUAUGUCUAGCAGCUUUGGCAGACAUUGUGUUUGUUGGAAAAGAGUUCAGUAAAAAUUAUAACUGGGAUGGAAUGAAGACAACUUUGAUAGAAAUGAGAAAACAUGUUAAACCUAGUUCAACGGUAAUUUCCCUUUGGGAUAAACAAGGCGCAAUGGCAUCAAGUCCAGAAGGCAUAUUUUCAGCUCCAGCAUAUCCUCCAGCUACAGUAGUUGAUACAUUAGGUGCAGGAGAUACUUUCAUUGGAGGAUUUAUUCAUAGCAUGUCCAGAGGAAAAGACUUGAAUGAAUCACUACAUUUAGCAUGUAAAAUAGCUGGAUUUAAAGUUGGUACCUAUGGUUAUGAUGAGUUAAAAAACUUUAAAGAAUAGCAAUCCUCUUUUAAGAAGUGAACUGCUAUAUGCACAAAAACCUAUAGAAGCUGGUCUUGGCAUGAGUUUUCAAUCCUUAAAUUCCAAAAAAAAUUAAGAUCAACCACUGCAAAAGUGUUAAUUGUUGUCAUACAAAAUUAUACUUAUUUUGUUAUUUAAACUAUCACCUAUUAAUAAAAACUAUUAUAAACAUGAUUUACAGAUGAAACUAAAAUUACACAUUUAUUUUCUGAUUUAUAGUUUAUUUUUAUAAUAUAAGGGAGCGGGGUAGCUCAGUGGUAGGGCACUAAGCUUACAAUGCCCAAGGUCUCAGGUUCGAAUCCCGGCUCAUGGCAGAGAAUUUAUUUAUUCUGUUUCAUUGGCCGUGGGGCGACCCUGGGGUAGGGAGACCCUCCUGGAGCACACCGAGCCUCUACAAAAUGUGUACCUUUAAUUAAAUAAUUGAUUAAGGGAGAAACCCUGGCGGUUGAGCGUGAUACAGGCCCGAUCCCCUCUCUGCACAAAUGUUGGCCUUGUAACAGGCCAUAUUCACAUUAAGUAAAUCUGUGUAUUAACCAUUGUAUUACUUUUUCUAUACUUAUCUUAUCCCAAGAAAUAUGUUUGUACUAAAUAAUGUUUUUUUUUUUUUUAUUUAUUUAUAAUUUUAUUGAAAUUUACAACUGUAUUACAUUAAAAAUACAACAGGUAAAUGUGACAUUGGUAACAUGACAUGUAAAAUAUGAAGAGAAACUACCCAUUGGUAGAACUCAAAUUAAAGUUAUAUUAGAAGAUCCCGAGGCCAUCUUCUUUUCAGACGCCUCGGAGGGUUAUCAGGGAUAGAGGAGGAAGCAAUGUUUGAAACAAGAGGGUUCGGAUGGUUCUGCAGUUUGUUAUGGAAGGAUAGGUAUCUGGAUUGGGCCAAAUCGGAAACAUAUGGAACAUUAAGGUCUUUAUGGAUGAUUUUGUUUGUGACAAAGUAAGGAGCGUUGAAAAUAAUGUUAGACUGGAUGAAAGAUAAAGAGAAUGAUUGCCAAACCCAAAGGUUACAGCCAAAGAGAUAAACUGAGGCAUAGAUGGAAGUACAACUAAUAUUUUAACAAAGUGAGAAGAUAC
This is a messenger RNA of Nezara viridula (southern green stink bug), 2177 nucleotides long. NCBI's taxonomy places the organism in Eukaryota, Metazoa, Arthropoda, Insecta, Hemiptera, Pentatomidae. The record is from the annotation of a GenBank genome assembly.